AUGCCGGCUGCGACGUCCACCCCGGCGCAGAUGCGCUCGCUCUACCGCUCUCUCCUCCGAGAGCUCGCGCCCAGAGCCCCCUCAUCCCCAGCAUCACAAGCGCGAUCGCCCCUCCACCAACGAUUGCGGCAGAGCUUCUCAGCCGAUCCGACGCACCAGCAUUCUGUCGAGCAGGCCGAACAGCUAGUCCAAUACCUCAGGGCGCAGCGACAAUACACGACGCUGCUGGAGCGAUACAACCCCGGCAUGGGCAUGGACGAAGAGGAACGCGUCCGCCUGACUGCCCGCCGGGUCGGCAUGGAUCUACCUGUAGAGUACAGUCGGGACGGCGGGAAAAGCUGA
This is a messenger RNA of Durotheca rogersii, 342 nucleotides long. RefSeq lists its product as uncharacterized. Gene Ontology annotation, biological process: mitochondrial proton-transporting ATP synthase complex assembly. The transcript has a single exon. NCBI's taxonomy places the organism in Eukaryota, Fungi, Ascomycota, Sordariomycetes, Xylariales, Xylariaceae. Bases 1 to 342 code for a protein of 113 amino acids. The record is from RefSeq and is a predicted model, not a curated record. Gene Ontology annotation, cellular component: mitochondrial matrix.